ACGGAGUGUGCCGGGGUUUGAAAACUGGCAUGGAGGCGGCCGAGGUCCUCUGGGCUUGCGGGAAGUCCACGGAGAAGCGGCCCGCCGGCGUCCCCGGCUGCUAGCUCUACGCCGCCUGCGACCCCGCUGCGUGGCCGCAGGGUCAUGCUGGCUUCGCGCGUGGCGCGCGGCGCAUGGGGGGCCCUGUGCGGCGCCGCCUGGGCGCCGGGGGCGCGGCCGGGCAAGGAGCGCGCCCGCGGGGCCCUGCCGAGGUCGGUGCCGGGCCUCCUGGGCUGCCUGGCGGAGCGCUGGUGGCUGCGCCCGGCCGCGCUCGGCCUGCAGCUGCCUGGGGCCGGCCCGCGGGGCCACUGCUCGGGCGCGGGGAAGGCGGCCCCAGGGCCCGCGACCGGAGCAGACAGAGCCGCCGAGGCCCGAGGCGGCCGGUGGGGUCCGGCGAGCGCCUCCAGCCUGUAUGAAAACCCAUGGACAAUCCCAAAUUUGUUGUCAAUGACAAGAAUUGGCUUGGCCCCAGUUUUGGGCUAUUUGAUUAUUGAAGAGGAUUUUAAUAUUGCACUAGGAGUUUUUGCCUUAGCUGGGCUAACUGAUUUGUUGGAUGGAUUUAUUGCUCGAAACUGGGCCAAUCAAAAAUCAGCUUUGGGAAGUGCUCUUGAUCCACUUGCUGAUAAAAUACUUAUCAGUAUCUUAUAUGUUAGCUUGACCUAUGCAGAUCUUAUUCCAGUUCCACUUACUUACAUGAUAAUUUCAAGAGAUGUGAUGUUGAUUGCUGCUGUUUUUUAUGUCAGAUAUCGAACUCUUCCAACACCGCGAACACUUUCUAAGUAUUUCAACCCUUGUUAUGCCACUGCUAGGUUAAAACCAACCUUCAUCAGCAAGGUAAACACAGCAGUCCAGUUAAUCUUGGUGGCAGCUUCUUUGGCAGCUCCUGUUUUCAAUUAUGCUGACAGCAUUUAUCUUCAAAUGCUAUGGUGUUUUACAGCUUUCACCACAGCUGCAUCAGCUUACAGUUAUUAUCAUUAUGGUCGAAAAACUAUUCAGGUGAUAAAAGGCAGAUGAAAGUUUCCAUCAUCAUUAGCAAGUGAACAAUGUGCAUCAUCGGCAGCAGGGCCAGUGGAAAUCUACAUGAGUUUCCCUAUUUCGAAGUUCUGCUUGAAAAAGGACUUGUUAGAACAAAUCAUGUCAUCAAAAUUUAAGUAAUGUACAUUGAAAAUAAGCUUGAUCAUGGGCAUAUGCAGAAUUUCCAAUGUAUUUUUUAAAUACAAAUAAAACCAUAAUUUAGA
Molecule: messenger RNA, 1277 nt
Organism: Manis pentadactyla (Chinese pangolin)
Lineage: Eukaryota; Metazoa; Chordata; Mammalia; Pholidota; Manidae
Gene: CRLS1
Product: cardiolipin synthase 1
Exons: 7
Coding region: 145-1053 (302 amino acids)
Biological process (GO): cardiolipin biosynthetic process
Cellular component (GO): membrane; mitochondrion
Molecular function (GO): cardiolipin synthase activity
Source: RefSeq, a predicted model, not a curated record